AUGGUUUUUGAUAACGUAAUGACAAGGAAUGAGAAAGAUGUGAAGGAGGGGUUUUUGAUAACCAAUAUACUCGAUCGAAGUUUGAAGAAAAUGGGGUCAUCUUUUUCAUGGCCAUACGCAAAUAUCAACGACCUGGAUGAUCACAUCGAAUCAAUCAUAUCCAAAUCGUUAAGUUUCAAAGAAAAAGAUGUAAGAACAGUGUUAAGAUCAUUCAGCUUUGACGACAUUCGUUCUUCCAAACCUGCAAAGAUGAGAUCAUUUCGUUCAAACAGUAUGAUCCGAGGGUCUCUAAGCUUUAAUGGGAGGGAACUCAAAAAAGCAUCUACCUUUAAACGUUCUUCCACUGAAAAAUAUCAAAAACCUGCAAAAACAACCCUCGAAAGCACUUUGCCUGAACCUGAAACAAAACGGGUCGACCCGGAAACACAUGUACCUGACCCACCAUCACCUAAGUCACCCAUGAAUCGUGAUCUUGCUGCUCUUAAGUUGCAGAAAACUUAUAAAAGUUUCAGAACUAGAAGACAGUUAGCUGAUUGUGCAGUUUUGGUCGAGCAAAGAUGGUGGAAGCUUUUGGAUUUUGCUCAGCUGAAAUGCAGUUCAGUAUCAUUCUUUGAAGUUGAGAAACCAGAAACAGCUGUUUCACGUUGGUCAAGAGCAAGAACUCGGGCUGCAAAGGUGGGAAAAGGGUUAUCAAAAAAUGAAAAAGCUCGUAAACUUGCCUUACAACAUUGGCUUGAAGCAAUUGAUCCUCGACAUCGUUAUGGUCAUAAUCUUCAAUUUUAUUACGCCAAAUGGCUUCAUUGUGAAAGUAGACAACCCUUUUUCUAUUGGCUCGACAUAGGGGAAGGGAAAGAAGUAAACCUUGAAAGAUGCUCAAGAACAAAGCUUCUUCAACAAUGCAUCAAAUAUCUAGGCCCAACAGAAAGGGAGACGUAUGAAGUUAUAGUGGAAGAUGGAAAAUUUAUGUACAAACAUAAUAAGAUUAUAAUAGAUACAACGGGUGAACCGGAUGAUGUUAAGUGGAUAUUUGUUCUUAGCACAUCAAUGGUUUUAUAUAUUGGAAUGAAACAAAAAGGAAAAUUUCAACAUUCAAGUUUUUUAGCUGGUGGAGCUACAAUAUCUGCUGGAAGAGUGGUGAUUAAAGAUGGUGUUCUAAAGGCUGUUUGGCCUCAUAGUGGACAUUAUCUCCCUACAGAAGAAAACUUUGAUGCCUUUUUAACAUUCCUUAUGCAACACAAUGUUGAUGUUCAUGCUGUUAAGAAAAGCCCAGAUAAUAAAGAAGAAGAAGCAAGUUUUGAAAUUGCUGGAUUUGGUAUGAGAAAUAGUGUAUCAGAACCGAGUAUCUUUGAAGGCAUAAUACAAACAAACACCAAAACGUAUCAAAGAAAGAACUCUAGAAAAGAUCGAUGCAGAAAUCGUGUAUAUUUAUCAACCGAUUUGAAGGAAAAGAUAACCAAACUUGAAAUCCCAAAGAAUGAAAAAGUUAUCUUGGCUUUCCAGAAUCAAGCUCUAGAACCGGAACCGGAAUCAGAACCGGAAUCGGAAUCGGAAUCAGACACUACAGAUUAUGACACAGCUGAGCAGUUUUUAUCUGAUUUUGAACUUAUGGUUUCCAAAAAGAAUCUAUUUGAUUAUGGUGAAGAAGAUGGAGCAUAUGAUGAACAACAUGUCACACAAGAGAAGAUUAUGAAGAGGAUAAAUUCUCAUAAAGAAAACAAGUCUUUUCAAUUGGGUAAGCAACUUAGUUGCAGGUGGACAACUGGAGCUGGGCCCCGCAUUGGGUGUGUAAGGGAUUACCCUUUGGAGCUACAAGCACGUGCUAUGGAAGAAAUGUGUUUGUCACCCAAAUGUAGUGCCACAUCACCCAAAGGUAGUGCCAUGUCACCUCGAAGAUUUGGGAUGCUUCUAGAAACAAGUAGUCCGGUGAAGAAAAGUCCACAUGGUCAUGGCCAAAAUCUUGAAAUUGCAAUGGCGGAGCUUGGCGAUUUGCAGCACCAGUUUUUGCACGCAUUUGCCACCAAGAAAUCGGAGGGAAUUGCAAGAAUGGCGGAAGUAGCUCCUAUUGUUGUUGAAGAUGGAAAGAGUCGCAGCGAAGUUUUGCUCUUCAACCGAUGGACCUACGACGAUGUUCAGGUUCCGGAUCUCUCUGUGGAAGAUUACAUCACUGCGACUGCUUCCAAACACCCAAUUUACAUGCCACACACAGCAGGAAGGUAUCAAGCUAGAAGAUUCAGGAAAGCCCAGUGCCCCAUUGUUGAACGAUUAACCAACUCCCUCAUGAUGCACGGAAGAAACAACGGAAAGAAAUUAAUGGCUGUUCGCAUAGUCAAACAUGCCAUGGAGAUCAUUCAUCUCUUAACCGAUGCUAAUCCCAUCCAAAUCAUUGUUGAUGCUGUUAUCAACAGUGGGCCAAGAGAAGAUGCAACCAGGAUUGGUUCUGCUGGUGUUGUGAGGCGGCAGGCAGUGGAUAUUUCUCCCCUGAGACGUGUGAAUCAGGCUAUUUAUCUGCUUACUACUGGUGCUAGAGAAAGUGCUUUCAGAAAUGUCAAGACUAUUGCAGAGUGUCUUGCUGAUGAGCUUAUCAAUGCUGCAAAAGGCUCAUCAAACAGCUAUGCUAUUAAGAAAAAGGAUGAGAUUGAGAGGGUUGCAAAGGCCAAUCGUUGAAGAAGCAUUGUGUGCUUGUUUUUUUUGGUAGAGUUGUGUUUUUGAUGUCAUGAAAACAGUUGUUAUUUUGAAAUGUUUAUGUUUUAAAUAGAUUCUGUUUUGUUUGAUUGGAAAUUUUGAACCACAUAUGGUGUUUUGAUUCAAUGUGCUUGUUUGAUUUUUUAGUGUUUCUGUAUAUUUUUUUAAUUCUCGCCUU
Molecule: messenger RNA, 2860 nt
Organism: Lactuca virosa
Lineage: Eukaryota; Viridiplantae; Streptophyta; Magnoliopsida; Asterales; Asteraceae
Source: the annotation of a GenBank genome assembly